UGCAUUAGUGAGGAGGUGCGGAGCAAAACAAACAGAGCAAAGAUCAUCGCCACCAUUUUCUUAACUAGCUUGUUGGCUAUUUUGCGGAGGCAUGGAGGUGCACAAAAAGUUGCUGAACUCUGUGGACAGGUGUGUGGAUGAGGCCUUAGAAGGCAUUGUGAGCAGUAAUGGAGGCCUUGCACUUUUGAGGGGCCACAGGGUUGUUCUCCGCUCUGACCUUGAGCACCUGAAGGGGAAGGUAGCGCUGCUGUCCGGGGGCGGGUCAGGGCAUGAGCCCGCACAUGCAGGUUACGUUGGCAGAGGGAUGUUAUCAGGAGCCGUAGCAGGGGCAGUGUUUUCUGCCCCUCCUCCGGGAAGUGUUCUGGCAGCCAUCAUGGCACUCUGGCAGAGCGGUGCGUCCGGUGUCCUGCUCCUGGUUAAGAACUACACUGGUGACCGUCUGAAUUUUGGCCUGGCUGCCGAAAAGGCGCGAGCACAGAAAGUCCCUGUGGACAUGGUGAUCGUGAACGAUGACUGUGCCUUCACCCAGCCCAGUAAAGCAGGCCGUAGAGGGCUCUGUGGAACUGUCUUCAUUCAUAAGCUGGCUGGAGCUCUGGCAGAGGAGGGCUGUCCACUGGAUGUAAUUGUUGCCCAGGUGUCAAAGGCAGCAAAAAACAUUGGCACUCUGGGUGUCAGUCUCUCCCCAUGCAGUGUGCCAGGAUACCUGCCCUCCUUCCAGCUCCCCCCUGGGGACAUGGAACUAGGAAUGGGAAUUCAUGGAGAGCCGGGCAUUAAAAGAUCAAAGAUGGCUUCUGCCGAUGAAGUUGUGAAGACUAUGGUUGAUCACAUGACUGACCCCUCCAGCCAAUCACAUCUGUCACUGAAGUCAGGUGACAGAGUGGUUCUUUGUGUGAACAAUCUUUGUGCUCUGUCUGGUUUGGAGAUGGCUGUAGUCACUAAAGCUGCCAUCAACUGCUUAAAAGGGCGUGGAGUCGUGGUUACCAGGGUCAUGUCAGGCUCGUUUAUGACAUCAUUGGAGAUGGCAGGCGUGUCUCUGUCUCUAAUGAAAGUGGAUGAGGAAAUGAUCCGACUGUUUGAUGCUAAAAGCACAGCACCAGCCUGGCCAAACCUCAGCAGUGUAUGUGUGAGUGAAAGGAAGUGGUUCAUUGAACCCGCAGAGCGACCACCAACCUCUGAGAUGAACCUUGUCCAAGGUCCUUUUGCUGCUGUGGCCCGUCCAGUUUUGGAGUCUGUGUGUAAAACCCUCCUGCAGAGGCAAGAUGAACUCAAUGCCCUGGAUCGUGGAGCAGGGGAUGGAGACUGUGGGAACACACAUGCCCUUGCUGCUAAAGCCAUUCAGGAGUGGAUGCAGACUAAUGCCAUCCCAGGAAGCCCCUCCCUACUGCUGACGGCUCUCGCUGGAUUGUUAGAGGAGAAAAUGGGCGGAUCUUCUGGAGCGCUGUAUAGUCUGUUCCUGACAGCUGCUGCCCCCCACCUGAGUAAAAGUAAUGAUGCACCAGACUGGGCCAAAGCAAUGCAUGCUGGAACUGAAGCGAUGAAAAGGUAUGGAGGUGCUGUGCCUGGUGACAGGACUAUGCUGGAUGCUCUGUGCCCUGCCGUGGAGGAGCUGAUGAAGUUAUCCACUGUGCCUCCUGCUCUCCAUAUAGGUGUACUACAGGCAGCAGUGGAGAAAUCAGAAGUGGGGGCGGAGUCUACCCGUGACCUCACUGCAAGGGCAGGACGGGCCAGCUAUGUUGCGUCUGAUCAGCUGACUCAGCCAGACCCUGGUGCUGUGGCCGUAGCUGCCAUUCUCAGAACAGUGUUUGAGGUCUUGAAAGGGAAGAGGCAGUAAUUUACACUGCAGCCAGAGUUUGUUGAUGAUGUUUUUUUUUACUGAGACCGUGUAUCCGAGGUGUGGAUGCUUAUGAUUUGAGGGGCUCUAAAACCAGUUUUUCUAAGCCAAGCACGGAACUGAGAUCAAAGAUAAAAUGCUGCGCUUCUGUGUUAACACUUAAUACAAUUCCAAAAUCAUCUACGAGAGAUAACCAUAUCAAAGAAUAGAAAUUCAGUGACUGAUGUCACUUUUGUAUUAAGAGUGCAUCGCAGGCACAAAAAAUAUAAAAAGGAAGGAAGCAAGUGUUACUCUCAAACUGAAGAGUGUAACAUAAACUGGAACAUAAGCAUGCACAAAAACGUAAGAAAUCCAACGUAAUGAUAAUAACCAACAAUAACAUAUAUAAUAUAUAAUAACAAAAAAAGGUGGCUGGCAAGGUAUUCGAGUGGCACAACGGUCAUCAGCCAGGCCGGGGUGUGGAGGAAAUGACACAAUGUGCUGGUGAUGCGGGAAAAAAAGGAAAUAGGCUGCUGCUUCCAAAAAUUGGUCAAUCAUUCUGUCAUGUAGGCCUUCUUUAGUUAUGGUUUUUGUGCACACAUGUUCAGUUUCAUUUCCUUCAACUCUUGGAGACUUAUUUGUGUAUCUCCUUUUCGUACAAACACAUUUACUCUUUACUUAAUGUACAGAUUUUUUCCCCUGAAAAGAAUAAUGUUAAUUACUGUAACAAGUCCUUUUGUUUUCUGUUUCACUUUACAUUGGCUAAUGUUGAAAACAUACUGCUGUCCAAAUAAAAUUAAACUCAGUGAA
Electrophorus electricus (electric eel) is the source of this 2620-nucleotide messenger RNA. It is a transcript of the gene tkfc, whose product is annotated as triokinase/FMN cyclase. Gene Ontology annotation, biological process: glycerol catabolic process. The record is from RefSeq and is a predicted model, not a curated record. Gene Ontology annotation, cellular component: cytosol. Gene Ontology annotation, molecular function: glycerone kinase activity; ATP binding. Lineage: Eukaryota; Metazoa; Chordata; Actinopteri; Gymnotiformes; Gymnotidae.